Molecule: messenger RNA, 1146 nt
Organism: Trypanosoma grayi
Lineage: Eukaryota; Euglenozoa; Kinetoplastea; Trypanosomatida; Trypanosomatidae
Product: vacuolar ATP synthase subunit c
Exons: 1
Coding region: 1-1146 (381 amino acids)
Biological process (GO): proton transmembrane transport
Cellular component (GO): vacuolar proton-transporting V-type ATPase, V1 domain
Molecular function (GO): proton-transporting ATPase activity, rotational mechanism
Source: RefSeq, a predicted model, not a curated record
AUGUCAGAGAAUUUUCUCAUCUUAGGGCUGCCGUUUUUUCCGCAGUGUGCGGAUACCCUUCCGUCUUCCCAGUUUAAGUACCUUGUGACACAAAUGGGACCGCUGGGUCAAGCACUACGACAGUUUGUGGUACCUACAUUAAAAGUGGGAACCCUGGAUUCUCUUAUUGAAGCAAGCGAUGACCUCUCAAAGUUGGAUCCGCAGCUUGAAAAUGCUGUGGAGAAACUUAUUGGACUGAUGGAGGAGAUUUCCCAGAAGCCCCGCGCUGUCGUUACUGCCCUUCGUAUUAAUCAAACACAGGAGAUGACCCCUGCUGGAUAUAUCAAGAAUUUUUUAUGGAGCUCAGCGCAGUUUGACACAAAAGAAGGUGUUCAGAGCCUAAUUGAGAAGCUUUCACGAAUAUCUUCAUCAGUGGAAGAACGGGUGCGUGUAUUGUUUACUGAGUACAAUGAUACACGGAACAAACUGAACGCAGCAACGAGGAAAAGUCAGGGAAAUCUUUCUGUUAAGCCUAUUCGUGAGUUGGUCGCUUUAUACAAUCAACAAAAUCAAUGCUUUGUAGAGACCGAAAUGCUUGUGACGAUUUUCGUUGCCGUGCCUGCGGCGUCACAAAAGGAUUGGACUGAGACGUACUGGUCACUCAAUGAGUUUAUCUGUCCCCAAUCUAACCGAGUCGUUGCCGAAGACAAGGAGUAUGUGCUGAACAGUAUUGUCACGUUUCGCAAAGCGAUGGACGAUGUGAAGAUGGCUUGUCGAAAGAAACGGUUUAUUGUUCGUGAAAUUGAUGGAGCUGAUGAUCUUUCGGUGAUAGAAAUAAAGGAGCUAAAUCAAAAGGCUGAAAAAGAGCGAAAGACACUGUACACCGUGGUUUGGCAACAAUACUCUGUAUGCUACGUGGCAUGGAUUCAUGUGAAGGCACUUCGUGUCUUUGUGGAAAGCCUAUUGAAAUAUGGCUUGCCCCCUCGUUGCAUACCAGUUGUGCUGCAGGUAGAUAGCAAAAAAGAAAUGGAAAUUAGGAAAAAGAUAUCACAGCUUUAUCCUAAUUUAAUUUCACCUUUGGCAAACGAGCCGACAACUGAUACUGGAGCACUACAGUACGAGUACCCCUAUGUUUCAUUAAAAGUUACGAACAUCCAGAAGGCAUAG